This is a messenger RNA of Tarenaya hassleriana, 2053 nucleotides long. RefSeq names its product protein FAF-like, chloroplastic. The record is from RefSeq and is a predicted model, not a curated record. The transcript has 2 exons. NCBI's taxonomy places the organism in Eukaryota, Viridiplantae, Streptophyta, Magnoliopsida, Brassicales, Cleomaceae. Bases 249 to 1709 code for a protein of 486 amino acids.
UCGUUGAUUCACAAGAACUUCACGAUCACACACAAAAAAAAAAACGAAAUUUCGCUGUUUGAUCCGUCCUGUCAAAGAGGUUUUCUCUGUUUGUUGUUCGUCUUCAUCUAAGCAACCCAGUGGUCUCUCUGCGGGCCUCUGUUGGUUCCUCCAUCUGAUCGCACAAAUUCAUCGUCGUCCUCUGUUUCCAGGAAACUGGUAUUUUUCUUCGCCUCGAAGCGAUUUUUUUGUCGUUGAUCGUUGUGGAGAUGAGUGGUUGUGUGAGUAUGAAUCUCGGACUUUCUUCCCCAUUGAAGAUGGAGGGAGAGGGAACAAUAGUGAACAAGAAGCACGGCAUAGUUUCGAUCUUGGGGUCCGAUUCAGACAACAGAUCGUCACGCGCUUCUUCACUCAGAAGGACGUUAUCUGCAGAUAUGUCGUCAAAGAAGUGGCUUUCACAAAAUGGCCUGUCGUCUCCUCCGAAGAAGAAUGCAUCACAAGAAAGCAGAGGAGGAGGAGGAGGAGGAGGAGAAGACAGUGAAGUGAAGUCGGCCUUUGACAUAUGGACUUCGAUUCAGGAAGAGAAGAAGAAAGAGAUAGAGGGUGAGAGAAAUGGACAAGUCGAUGUGUGGGGCUUGAUCUUGUCCGAGAAGAAAAAGGACGUUUGCAUGGGAAAGUCGGUUCCUCCUCCUUACGUGCACCCACUUGUGAGAAGAUCUAAGAGCUCUUUGAGUGAGAGAAGCCUCGAGAUCUGUACUGAGAGUUUGGGUUCGGAGACUGGAUCCGAAGGGUUUUCAUGGUACAAUUUGUCGGAGAAAUCGGAGGAAGUUUUAGAAGAGAAAGACGAUGUUGGAAACUUCCAGGGAUUGCAGAAGGAACCGGAGAAACAAGAGUUCAGAGCAUGGAAGCAAGAAGAACCGGUUAUGGCUGCGAAGUCUAGUUGCUUGGGGGACAAGAAAUCCACUCAGAGGUCUUUCCCUCCUCCAAUACAGUCUCUUUCUCGCCAAGACGGUGCUUCCACAUACAUGAGGACACGCCGUGACAACGGCCGUUUGGUUCUUGAAGCCGUAGAAAUCCCUUCCAAGGACAACUUCUGUGCUCAACGCCAAGAUGGCCGGCUCGUCCUAACAUUUGCCAAGGCAAACCAAAACGUGGACAAGACCGAAGAAAUAACGGACGAGAUGGAGCAAGAGAAAGAGGAAAACGGGUUCGAGAGUUCUGAAGAAGAAGAAGGAGAAGGACAUGAUGAGAUGGAGAUGAGGUUUGCUAUGGAGCAAGCACCAAAAUUUUCAACUACCCAUGGCUUGAUCAGUGUUCAUAGGUUAGCCCUAAUGGUGAACAAACGUAUUAGGGCUAACCUAUGGUCAUCAAAGAAUCUCAAUGAUAUCAUUAAGCCAAAGGGUAGUGAGAAAGAGGAGGAGGAGGAAGAAGAAGAAAAGCCGGCCGAACUGGAGAAACCAAAGCCUAAAUCUCAAUCCCUACCACCCCGACCACGACCACGGCCACCAGCCGCCACUACCACCACUUCGUUGAAUGUGUAUGAAUACUAUUGGAGGCCUAAGCCCAUAAGAAUGGGUUCCACUGACGAAAAGAGCGAGGAACAACAAUAUGUGGUAGUGAGGAGGAAUAAGCAGCAAGGGAAUGGCGACGAGGUUUUGGUGGUCAAUGGGUGCAAAGAUCAAAAGAGGUCCCUUUUGUUUUGGGAGCCUUAUUGCAUUCCCACUUCCUAGACACCAACUGCCACAUCUGCCUAAUUAUUCUCCAUACUAUCAAUCAAAAUAAACUAUCACCAAUUAUCAUAAACCAAUCAACCCAUAGUUGACUUAUAUAUAUAUAUAUAUAUAUAUAUAAUAUUUGUAUUCUAAAUGUGUAAUUUUUUUCUCCCCUUGUGUUUUUCCACUUACUCGUGUGGAGUUUGUGUAGCAAAACCAAAAUAAAAGAACAAGAGAGAGAGAGAGGGGGUGAGAGAUUUUUACUUGUAGAGAGAGAACAAAAACAAAAGAAAAGGAAAGACUUAUAUUUACAAAUGUAUUACUAUAAUGUUCUCUAAUAAAUAAACAUGUUGAAUUUUCUA